AUGUCCAUGUUAUCUUCAAGCUUUAAAGGGUUAGUUGCUGGAUCAAUAAUUACUCCAGUUGUUACUAAAUUUUUCAUUGUUCCUUAUUGUUUUGAUAAUCAAGUUUCCAAAGAAAUUCAUUAUAUACAACAAGAAAUGGAAUUUGUUGGAUGGAAUGUAAGACACUUACAGGAAGAGAAAGGAUUCAAGGAAGAUGAAUUAUAUCAACCAAUUGGGUAUCAUGGUUUUCAACAUUAG
Molecule: messenger RNA, 237 nt
Organism: Insectozyma verbasci
Lineage: Eukaryota; Fungi; Ascomycota; Pichiomycetes; Serinales; Debaryomycetaceae
Source: the annotation of a GenBank genome assembly